AUAACCACUUGCAUAGCGUCCGUCUUUCCAUUACAAGAAAGAACAAGAAAACUAUAACCAGAGAGAAAAAGAGGGUUUCAAAAAUCAAUUGAACAAUCUUCCGCAGAAUUUUGAAAAGAGGGAUUUAUUAGAUCUGAUCUGAUUUUGUUGUUAUCAAGUGACCGUAGAAAGACAAAAUUUCUAGGGUUUCUUCUGAUCUGAUCUGAUUUUACAUACCAGAAGAAUCCUUUUGUUUUUCUUUUAUCUUGUUGUUUGAUAAUUAAAUUGAUUGUGAUAAUUGAAGAAAUCUGGUUUUAAUUUUGAGUAUUAUCAAAUUUCCCCUAAUUUUUUACAUUUAUUCGGUGAGAAAUUUUAGGGGUUUCGUUUUUAGUACUUAAAUUUAAAUUUGUUGUCGUCCAGUUUAAUGAAUAGCGAUCAAUCAAAAACGAUCAAUCAGUCACAAAUGAUGAUGAAUCGUAGUUAUGGCGGUUGGAAUCAAAUUCCAUCACCACAACCUCCUCUUCCUGAAGAUCCGAUGAAAUUUCAUAGUUUACAAAGGCCUGGAGUCGGUGGUGCUAGUGGUUUCCCAGUUAUGAAACCACGAAGUAACUGGAAAGGGAAAAAAAGUAUGGAUAAUAAAUGGAGUGGUGGCGGUGGUGUGAGCGGAGGUUCUGGUGGUGGUGGUGGAGGUUAUAUACCUCCAACUCUUAAUGAAUUACAGUCUCAAAAUCGAUUGAAAGCUCGUAGGUUUUAUCCAAAAAAGAAGCAUAAUAGAUUUGCACCUUUUGCUCCAAGGAACACAACUUCAUUUCUAAUUAGAGCAAAAAAAUCAGGGGGAAUUGCGUCACUUGUAUCACCUUGUCCUGUAACACCUGCAGUUUUACCAACACCAAUAUUUUCACCAUCGAGAGAGGUUUUAGUUGAUAUGGCUAAAGAGGAAUGGGGUGUAGAUGGUUAUGGGUCAAUGAAAGGUUUAAUUCGUCUUAGAUCUUCUUCUUCGCCUGGCCGUGGUGGUGUUGACGACGACGAUGAAGAUGUUGAAGGUGGUGGAUCAAGUGAAAGUGAUGUUGAAGAACAUGUUGAAGUGGAAAGAAGAUUAGAUCAUGAUUUAAGCAGAUUCGAAAUGAUUUACCCUAAUUCUAGCAGUGAACUACAUCAUUCAAAUUUGUUAGAAAAUCGAGUUGAUGAUCAAGAUACGCACAUAGCUCAGCUGGAAGAAGAGAAUUUAACACUGAAAGAAAGACUUUUCUUAAUGGAGUCCGAAUUAGCUGAUUUAAGGAUGCGUUUACAGUUUUUGGAAAAUGGUGGAAAUCGUGCUGCUGUUGGUGGACAACAAGAUGAGAAUAACAACGAUGAAGCUUCUGACAACGAAGGAAUUGGAGAUGUUUGUUCUGAGAAGAGUGUUGGAGAUGGUGAUUAAACUUAGGGUUUAGGUUACUAUAAUCAUCAGUUCCACUCUCUUCGAUGAACAGCAGUUAAAACAGAAGAAAGCUUGGGAGCUCCUCUCUCUCUGUUUACAUGGCGAGCAAGAAUUUCAUAGCCACUUUUGGUAUCUGUUUCUAUCUCAUUCAUAAUCUGGAUCAAAUAAGGAUUUUUUCUUUCUUUCUGUGUUUAGAUACUGAGAUAUGGGCAAAAGCCAAACUCCUUCAUGUUGUAGGUGAAGGAAAGGGAAAAAAGAGGUCUCAUCAGGCUACUACUGUUGGAAUCCUUUCAGCUCUUGAGGUUGACAUUGCAGAAUUAGGCGUUUUCUGUAUCUUAUCAAUAUGGCCAUCAAAGUUGCGAGAGAUCGCAAUCCCAGCUCGGAUUCCAAUAUAUGACAAUAGGAGAAAUGAAAUCAGUUUUUGGCCAAAUUUUGUUGCAUACAGUUCUUAUACGGACAAUUGAACAAGAUAACAAAACCCAAAUAUUAUUUACUCUUCUUUUCCUAGUUCCUACUAAUAUAUUGCUCCAAUUAAUGAGUAAGAAGGGGUCUGCCCAUGGUGCGACUGUUAGGUGCAUGUAGAAUUGUCGUUGCACCGAGAAACAAUGGACUUUGAUUUGAUUUU
Papaver somniferum (opium poppy) is the source of this 2024-nucleotide messenger RNA. RefSeq lists its product as uncharacterized. Lineage: Eukaryota; Viridiplantae; Streptophyta; Magnoliopsida; Ranunculales; Papaveraceae. The transcript is spliced from 2 exons. Bases 404 to 1399 code for a protein of 331 amino acids. The record is from RefSeq and is a predicted model, not a curated record.